AGUCAAUUAUAGCCAAUAGGUAAACUUCAUCGUGUGAUUGAUCUUUGGUUGCAUAAAUCUAUCCUCAAUUUGGUCAAGAGGUAAGGAUGAAGCUCGAGUAAGUGCGAGAAGCUCCAGUGAGCAUCUUGAUAAGAAUACCAAUCCUGAACGAAAGUCACCGAGUUGACACUUAAAGUUUGGAGCUUCUAUCGCAAGGCAGUUACGUAUAAGUACACAGUUGGUCGUCAUUUCUACCAGAUCCUCAAGGCUCAAACCGUCUAGACGAUGUACUGUUUGUGAAAAGAAAAUAUACUUCGCCGCGAAAGUUGUCGCAAACGAAGCUUCAAAUUUACCCCGCAUUCCCUACUGCAUCCAGCUCUUGAAGCUUUUCACGAACUCGUUUUGAGAGGCUUUGGAGGAGAGAAAGUAUUUCGCACAAAGGAAUGACUCGAGGUGCUGAAAGAAAUGACAUAAUGUACAAUUCAUGACGAAAAUCAUCGCACUUUAUAUCUUGUAUUCGAAUACUCGGCACAAGAAUUGAGAGCGUUCUGGAAGACAAUUUUUCAAAACUUCAUUCUGCACACAAAUCCGAUUUUUAAGACUACCUUGGAUGCUAUUUUGGACAUCACACACCAAUUGACACAUUGAACCUUUAUUGCCUGCCUAGAAUCACUAUCAAGAUGGUUUUGGUAUCUACUCUAUUUAUUGUCUCGAUGGCUUCACUUUCCAUAGCUCAGUCAAACAUGGUACCCAUAACAUGGUCCUCCAUUGUUUAUACGUAUUAUGGGGAAAUCACUCCUACGAUGAUCAAUGCCACUUCUCCUGUUCUUACACCUCUGGGGGCUAGUCAACUCUAUAACUCGGGAUCUAUCAUUCGCGAUCGUUACCUAAAUUCUACCUCAACACAACUCACUCUUGGACUACCCGUCAACGGCCUAAGUGAUCAAUAUAUUGUCAAUAAUCAAUUACAAGUAUGGACUACUAGUGAUGAGUAUAUUGUUGGGAGUGCGCAAGCUUUCAUGCAAGGGCUUUAUCCCCCCGUGACGGGAGUACAAGGAACAGAUAGUAUUCUAGCCAAUGGCACCGUCAUCGACUAUCCCCUAGGUGGUUAUCAGUAUCCCAAUAUUCAAUCGCUGAGUUCAAUGGAUUAUAAUUAUAUUUGGAUUGCGGGGAAUGACCAAUGUAGGACCUACGACAUUGCAACAAAAUUUACGAAGACAUCCCCAAGUUCAACCUCUAUGAUGGCUAGCACUGAUGAGUUUUAUCUCUCUCUUGCGAACACCUUCUUCGCCGGUAUCGAUAGCUCUUUGCUUAAUUAUGGCAACGCAAUCAACCUUUAUUACUAUGCACUUUACCAAUAUAAUCACAAUAGCUCUAUUUAUGAUAUGACCAAUUCAUUCGGUCUUCUGGAGACUUUGAAUGGUUUUGCAUCAGAACAGGCUAUCUCUUUUAAUUCGCCUAGCACGGGAUCCAGUAUUCAAUAUAUAGCAGGUCAAACUUUUGCCUCCAAAAUUAUUCAACAAUUUCAACAGACUAUUUCGAGUUCUGGGGUCAGCGACAAAUUGUCUCUUUACUUUGGUUCCUACGAACCAAUGUUAGCGUUCUUUUACCUCUCGUCCCUCUCUACCUCAGAUCUCACCAGAAAACGUUUCUCUAGAUUGCCAGAAUAUGGAAGCAUGAUGGCCUUUGAGCUUUUUAGUUAUGUUGAAGAAGCGCAAUAUAAUUCAUCCAACUCAUUCCCAGAAGCGAGUGAAUUAUGGGUCAGGUUCUUAUUCAGAAACGGAACCUCAAACACCGACCCUUUGAUAUCUUAUCCCCUAUUCAAUCUCGGCAAUUCGGAAAUCGACAUGAAGUACAAUGAUUUUGUCACAGAAAUUGGAAAGUUUGCCAUCAAUGAUUUGAACGCCUGGUGCAGUUCCUGUGCCUCUAUCUCAUUAUUCUGCGCGGCCAUUCUCAGUAACGAGUCUUCUAAUCUCACUUCAAACAACACUAAAACAUUUCGUUCAAAAGGUGUCAACGGUGUAGUUGGUGGCAUUAUUGGAGCAGUUGUUACAUUGGUGGUUGUGAUGCUCAUUGCAUCGAUUCUUGCGAUCUUUGGGUUCAGAAUGCACCAUCGUGAGAAGAUAAUUCCUAACGCCGCUGGGGGUGUUGGGAUUCUAAAACGAGGCUCAUCCGCGGGCGGAGGAGGGUUCAAAGGUCCCGAGAAACUCGCAUCUGAUACAGAUCUUAACAUAGUCAAAGGACCUGGUGUUGGUGCUACCACGAAACAUGAAAGAGUCGGCAGCUGGGAGAUGGGCAAUGCACCUAACAAUAAUGCCAACAGUGGCGAAGGAGCUAUUGGAUUGAGACAGGAAAGAGUAGUGAGCACUGCGGAUUACAAUAGGAGAAGCGAAGAUGGAAUCGGAAACCAUGAUCCUUGGGGAAAGGGUGUCCAGGGUGAGGACUAUGUUUAAUUUAUGGCAGUGUUUUGUGUAUCCCAGUCAUGAGAGACCUUGUUCUGUAUUACAUUUACCUUUGCCAAAUGGUGUUUGAGGCAUCUUGAUUAUAAAGGUGAACUUGACAGUAGGCAUAGAUAAAGAAAUAACCAUGGUCGUCUGAUCAUAGUCAGGAAAAUUCCCAUCUAUUCGUACAUAUACAGCCGCUAGUU
Botrytis deweyae is the source of this 2626-nucleotide messenger RNA. RefSeq lists its product as uncharacterized. Bases 660 to 2432 code for a protein of 590 amino acids. The record is from RefSeq and is a predicted model, not a curated record. The transcript is spliced from 4 exons. Gene Ontology annotation, biological process: dephosphorylation. Gene Ontology annotation, molecular function: phosphatase activity. NCBI's taxonomy places the organism in Eukaryota, Fungi, Ascomycota, Leotiomycetes, Helotiales, Sclerotiniaceae.